CCCCCCCCAAACUACUUGCUACACUCACUACCGAGACGCGGGAUAGGCUUGGGCUGGACCGACACAGCCAGCAGUCUUUAGUGGCCUAUCACUCACUCACUGCCUUGAGAGCAUACAAACGCGUCUCGGUCUUCAGUCCGAGGGAUUUCUGAGCGAGCCCCGCGCGGCAUGCGGAAACCCUCGGCUUGUGCUGCCUGCCGGGCCCGCCGGCGCAGAUGCCAAACCCGGCAAGGCCUCGUCGACUGCAUAUACUGCAGCGAGAGAGGUCUCAAAUGCGACCAAAGGCCCCCCGAGGGCGGCUACUACGAGCAGCGGGAGAACCAGCGUAGACAGCGUCAGGAAGAGCAGCAAGGCCGGUCGCAGCAGGGAUACGUCGCGAGUGCGUCGUCGCCCGGUUCCCGCGCCGGUGGCCAGUGUGCCCGGUGUCAGACGGCUCCUCCACCCCCUCCUCCGCAUGCCACGCUCCCUCCCCUGCCGGUGCGUCUGGAGCUGCUGAGACUCUACUUCGACUACAUCCAUGACCAGUUCCACUCCCUGUUCCAUCGGCCGAGCUUCGUCGAGGAUGCGCUCGGCGACCGAGUCCCCCACGGUAUCCUGUACGGCAUCUGCGCCCUGUCUGCAAGAUUCUCGACGGAUCCGACUUUGGCCGACGUCGACCCUCGGCAUAGAGCACAGGGGUACUUACAGGCCGCCGAGGGGUUUUUCAACAUCCGCGACGUGUCGUUGACUACGAUACAGCUCUGCGUGUUGAUAGGAGCAGCCUGGACCGCUGAUGGCAAUGGGGAGGCCGAGAACAUCUACUACGGCGUCGCAUGCCGCAUGGCGCAACUCCUGGACCUACCCAACAGACCGGCAACCAGUCUGCUGGAACGGGAGAUCAAUAUACGGGUCUGGUGGUCACUCUGCAUGAUUGACGUGUGGUCAUCCACCGCGGUGAAGCUGCCCAAGCUGCUGCCGGCGAGAUCCGACAUCCCCCUGCCGAUGGACGAUCUGCCGUUCGUGUCGUUGAGCCGCAGCGGUGCGUCAUCAUCGUCCGCUGCGUCCGCGGGUCCGGCGGCUGCUGCUGCCGGUGUGUCCGCCGCGGGUGCGACGCUGCUGUCGGGACAGAGCUCGCAGCACCUCUCGCAGAUGGUGCGGCUCAACAGGAUCCUGCUCGACGUCAACGACUUCAACCAGCGGUGCGUCGCCGAGAACCCGGACUGGGACGCGCUCGAGAGCGGCGUGGAGGCGCUCCACGCGCGCAUGGAGGGCUGGCUCGCGGCGCUGCCGGACAACAUGCGCGACACGCCCGAGAACUUUGCGUGGUUCGCGGCGCGGGGGCUCGGGCGGACGUUCGCGGCCGUGUAUCUCGGAUACUACCACUUCGGCCAGCUGUUGUACUACCAGUUCCUGUACGGCGCGGGCACGACGACGGCCAUCAACCCGACGGCGUCGGCGUCGGUGGCGCGGCGGGACUCGUACGCAACGCGGUGCAAGGAGCACGCGGCGAGGCUGUGCGACGUCGUGUACCGCGCGCAGACAACGGCCGGCGCCGACGUGCGGUAUACGAUGGCGGCGCACGUCUUGGUGAUCGCGUCGACGGUGCAGAUCCACACGCUGCUGCUCAGUGGUGACGAAGUCGACAUCAGCCUGGCGCGGCGGCGUCUCGAGAGGAACUAUGAGCUGCUCCUGCAGCUGCGGUGCUACUGGCCAACCGUCGACCGGGCCAUCAGCCGGCUGAGGGCGUUCCACGAGACGGCGCGGACGAGCAUCGACACUAGCUUCGUGCUGGACCGCUGGAUGCUGCGGUUCCUGGUCGAGUUUGCCGAACCGAUGGAGGAGAAGGAGGCCGCGACCGGAACAAGCCGGCGCGGAGAUGGGGAGGAGAUGGAGUCGCUGUGGACGAUGGAGGGGCUGCCGCGGUGACCCGAUGGGUCCCGAUGUGAUGAUGCCAAGUUGUGGUCUUGUGAUUGUGUGGGUUGUGUGGUGAAGCUGGGGGAGAUCCGAUUCUGGACUCUUGGCCCGUUGAUAGAAAACUGGAGGCCCAGACUCAAUGGGUAGAGAGUCUAGGGGACUCCAGAGGAGUCCACAGAAUUAACAAAGUGGGUUCGAGAGGUUUACUCGUUUUCUCUCUGUCUGUGUCUCUGUCUCUCUCUCGCAUGUG
Molecule: messenger RNA, 2143 nt
Organism: Colletotrichum destructivum
Lineage: Eukaryota; Fungi; Ascomycota; Sordariomycetes; Glomerellales; Glomerellaceae
Exons: 4
Coding region: 169-1905 (578 amino acids)
Biological process (GO): regulation of DNA-templated transcription; DNA-templated transcription
Cellular component (GO): nucleus
Molecular function (GO): zinc ion binding; DNA-binding transcription factor activity, RNA polymerase II-specific; DNA binding
Source: RefSeq, a predicted model, not a curated record